UUGCUUGGAGGGGAGCCCUUUCUUGGAGCCAACGGGGUCCCCUUCCGUCUCCUCCUGAAGGUGCUCCGUAAAGCUUUGUAAAGAUGCAUGCUUUGUCUCGGAUGUGCUCUGUAAAAGCUUUGUAAAGAUGCAUGCUUUGUCUUGCUGAGGACUAAUUCUUCGACUUUCUCGUUCUGGGUCGGUGGCUCUCUCUCUCUCUGUUUUCCGUCUCGUUCGCUGCAUUCGGCGACCACCGAGCCUCGAGAAUCUCUCUCGUUUUGGUGCAUUGGGUCGGCGGUUCGCGAGGCUCUGCCCUGCAAAUUCGCCACCUUUCUCGAUCUUCUCUUCAGCCCCGUGCCAAGUUUUCCGUGGCGGUUUCUGCGGACGUUCCAGCUUUCGGUCAAAAGAUGGCGGAUCACGCGGAUCAAUGUCGGUCGCCGACUGUACACGCCGCCAUUCCUGAUGAUGCAGUCGCGCCCGAAUAUAACCACCCGGCGAUCGACCUCAACCGUCCUGAACAGAACGAUCCGAUGGACGAUCGGGAUUCAGAUUCGUCCCUCUCCGACUGCGAGAGCGUCGUCUCCUCCGAGCAGCCGCCCGGCGCCGCUCUGUCGCCGUUCGUGGAAUGCGGGCUGACGGAACUCGGCGAGGGAGACAGGGUGCACGGCCUCAUCAAGGAGAGGUUCGUCUCGCGGCUCGGCGCGCUCGCGGCGCAGGUCGCCGUGGUGGGGAUCCACCAGAACCGCUACGCCAGCGUCGCCGCGAAAGCGCGGGCCCAGGCGUUUCAAGUGUACUCGGAGGCGGUGCAGAAGAAAGGCGGCGGCGACACCGCCAACGUGAGGUACGCGUGGUACGCGACCUCGAAGGAGGAGGUGUCGAAGAUCUUGUCCUAUGGAUUUGGCUACAGUGGGAAGCCUGAGAGCAACAAUGGCUUGUAUGGCUGUGGAAUUUAUUUUUCUCCUGAUAGCCAUCCGCUCGAAAGCGUUAAGUCCGCCCCUAGAGAUGAAGACGGCCUAAGGCAUCUGUUGCUUUGCCGGGUCAUAUUGGGUAAACCAGAGCUUGUUAGUCCUGGCUCGGAACAAUCUCAUCCAAGUUCGGAACAGUAUGAUUCAGGUGUUGACGACUUAUCAUCUCCGAGGAGAUACAUUGUUUGGAGCACCCACAUGAACACUCACGUGUUGCCGGAGUAUGUUGUCAGCUUUAGAGCCCCUUGUUGCUUGAGAGGUUUGUUGAGAACUCCGGAAAAGUCACGGAAACCAACUUCUCCUUGGAUGCCGUUUCCGACUUUGAUCUCGGAACUCUCUAAAAUCUUACGUCCAUCUGACGUCAGUUUGAUCUCCAAGUAUUAUAAGGACCACAAAGGUGGAAAGAUUUCGAGGCAUGUGCUGAUACAGAAAGUCAGGCAAAUAGCAGGGGAUGGGUUGCUGACUAGAAUCAUCAAAAGUUUCAGAAUUAAGCAAUUUGGGGCAUGAAGCGGCUUGAUGAUGCGUGGGACCACGCGUGGACUUAAUUGGGGUGCAAGGCGUGUAAGUAAGAUCUGCUUUUUGCGGCGAUGAUGAGUUCACAAGAUGUGGAGGCGACGGAUAUCAGACAUUGACAUGGUUACUAAUAGUAGGAUAGGAAAAAUGACUUGUUCUGAGAUUUGUAUAUCUGCUGAUCUUUUGAUGUUUUGGAAUGUUUGUGCUUUGGUUAUGGCCAUCGGCUGAAGUUUUCUCCUGGUUCCUGUAUCCCAUGGCUGUUUUGUUUUCAAUGGAGAACCGAGAAAUUCCAGUGAAACCAAAGCGCUUCUUUUUUUGACAUGUUAAGG
This is a messenger RNA of Eucalyptus grandis, 1786 nucleotides long. RefSeq names its product probable inactive poly [ADP-ribose] polymerase SRO5. The record is from RefSeq and is a predicted model, not a curated record. Bases 387 to 1451 code for a protein of 354 amino acids. The transcript has 6 exons. Lineage: Eukaryota; Viridiplantae; Streptophyta; Magnoliopsida; Myrtales; Myrtaceae. Gene Ontology annotation, molecular function: NAD+ poly-ADP-ribosyltransferase activity.